UAAUCCCCAAACACUUCCUUUGUUCUGUGUGGUACACUCCCAACUUUCCAAUUUCUCCAAUGAAUAACAUUCACAAUUUUUCUUCUUCCCCUUCCACUUCCGAAUCCUCUUCCUCCGAUUCCUCUCUCUCCGGCAAGCCUCCGCCGCCAAAUUCCUCCGUCCCUGAUAAAAUCAAAGGCCCAUGGAGCGCCGAAGAGGACCGGGUCCUGACCCGACUCGUCGAACGCUACGGCCCUAGAAAUUGGUCUUUAAUUAGUCGCUAUGUAAAAGGGCGCUCCGGCAAAUCCUGCCGCCUCCGUUGGUGCAACCAGCUCUGCCCCGGUGUCGAGCACCGCCCUUUCUCUCCCGCCGAGGAUGACGCCAUCAUCGCCGCUCAUUCCCGCUACGGUAACCGUUGGGCCACAAUUGCUCGUCUCCUUCCCGGCCGGACCGAUAAUGCCGUCAAAAACCACUGGAAUUCCACUCUCAAACGCCGUGUCAGAGACGACCGGAACUCCGCCGGUAAUCACACUUCCGACGCCGCCGCCGGCGGUUCGUUUCUCGCCGUCAAUGACGAUCCAUUGACGGCACUGACGCUCGCUACUCCUGGAAUGGUUGCCGGUGGUGAGGUGGUGCCGGAGUCCGACCGCCGGAGUGAGAGUCUGCCUGCCGGAUUCUGGGAAGUGAUGAAGGACGUUGUAGCGAGAGAAGUGAGAGAGUACAUGACGACGACGUUUUCGGAAAAUCCGGGAUUUCGUUAAAAUCUAAAGGGCUAAUAUGUAAAUUUACAAUUUAAUUAUGGAUUUUAAUGUCUCGUUAAAUUCUAUAUUAUUUUUGGGAUAAAAA
Benincasa hispida (wax gourd) is the source of this 825-nucleotide messenger RNA. Its product is annotated as transcription factor MYB105-like. The record is from RefSeq and is a predicted model, not a curated record. Gene Ontology annotation, molecular function: DNA-binding transcription factor activity, RNA polymerase II-specific; RNA polymerase II cis-regulatory region sequence-specific DNA binding. Gene Ontology annotation, cellular component: nucleus. Lineage: Eukaryota; Viridiplantae; Streptophyta; Magnoliopsida; Cucurbitales; Cucurbitaceae. Gene Ontology annotation, biological process: regulation of DNA-templated transcription.